ACAGUUGAGGUGGUUGUGUCAACAGAAACCAAAAUAACCACAAACAGCCCCAAACAACGCCGUGUGCCUGCGCGGGUCGAAUAGUUGUUCAACUCGGAAUAUUGCAUUCGAUAGCGUUUAAAAUUGUUGAAACGGAAAUGGAAGAGGCUCAUCUGUAACUCCGGAAUAUUAUCCCAGGUCCAAAAUAAAACGAUUGUUCGGCGUGACCAGCAUACCCUUCUUCACCGUACCUGCCAACCUUGAUUUGGAGGAAAUUUCGUGCAUUUGAUGUAAAGGAUGGCUUACGCGGUGCUGGAAACGACGGACGUACUCGGGAAUAAGGAGAUUCUAGCUGCACCCGAGGGCUGGGUCCGUUGCACAAAUGGCAAACAGUACCUCUGUUGGCCGAACGUGCGGAACAUUAACUCGCUAAAUGCACUGCUACAGGAUGCGCAUAGCGUACCGUCAUUGAUGUGGGAAAAGCACGAGUGUGUCAUUAAGCGGUCAAACCUGGCGACGCUCGCGCUGGCAACUAAAGCGAUAGACGACAUGCAGAACCCCAGCCCAGAAAAGGGCGCAAGUGCCAAAGCUACCUCUAACAGUCCUGCCGCGAACACGCGUAAAAAUGCGCAGAAAAGGUUGCUCGAUGAAUCGACCCUUGACGAUGCUGCCUGCUCCGACGCGGAUCUAUUGCAGGAAGGAGCGGCACCUAGAACGUCCCAAGCAAUGGAAAUGUUUAUCGCACUCCAGCGCCUAAUCGAAAAGAAUCAAGAGGAGAUGACGAAGAAAAUGAACGAAGGCUUCUAUCGAAUACAGAAAACAAUGGUCAGCCUAAUGCACAAGCGGGGAGAUGUAGAGGACUUGACGGACGCAUCGGACACCUCGAACACGGUUCCGGCAGCAGCAGCAGCAGCAGCAGCAUCACCAGCGCCGGCGGCGGUUAGCACCAAAAAUUACUUUGGCUUCAAUAUGAAACCUCUCAAAACUGUCGAAGAAAUGUACAAGUUCGAGGAGCGGUUGAACGCGGAAAACUAUCGCAAGCAGGUGCACGCCUGGAUCGACAGUAUCGUUUCGUACGAGCGCAAUCCGGAGGCUCGCAUGAUGGAAAUUUUGGACCUCAUGUUCGAUCGGCACCUGCUGCCGCUGUUCAGCUGGACCGGCACUAGCACGAGGGGGAUGAAGAAGCGGUCGUUCGCGAAGUAUCGUAACAUCAUCAGCCUGUAUGAGUACACCGGGACGACCUCUACGCACCAGGCGGACAAGCUCUUUGUGUCGCAGUUUUUUAUGAAAAAGCUUCGACACGCAACGACCCGUGCCGCUACGCUGAAGGGGCUGCGAAGGUGCGUACCGCACUCGCCGGGACCGAGAAAAAUACGAACGAGCAAGCCGGACAACAGUGAGGUGCGUGAGGUCGACGGGAUCACAAAGUACGUUAAGAUAAGCCGGGUCGACUACAGCACCAUCUCGGAGAAGGUGCCCAGUGACUCUGGUAAGGAUUGCAAGGAUAGCAUUGGUAACAGCAGCAGCAACAACUUGCAGACGCAGUUCAAACAAGAUUCAAACGACACGCAGGAUGUUAUGGAGGAUGACGACGAGUACAUAGACUUUAGCAAUAUAGAGCUCAAGCCGGAGGAGGACAUGCAGCCAACAUUGUUCAUGAGCGCGGAUGAGGAGUCGGAAUGAUGCGGACGGUUGUUACGUACGGUGAAGAGUUUUAAGCUGAUAUUGGGAUAGGUUGAGCAGCUGUUUUGUAUACUGCCAGAAUCUGUUCCAUUCUUUAUUUUUAAUUGCGAGAUAAGGCUCUUCUAUAUAGCUAUGAUUUAGCCUAAGAAUUGUUUUUUUCACUUUAUUGUGACACCUUUAGGCUGACGAUACACGGCACGGAACCGUGAGAUCCCUUCUCCACGAGGAAGUAUGUGUAUAGUUUUUUUGCCAUAGCG
Anopheles coluzzii is the source of this 1919-nucleotide messenger RNA. RefSeq lists its product as uncharacterized. NCBI's taxonomy places the organism in Eukaryota, Metazoa, Arthropoda, Insecta, Diptera, Culicidae. The record is from RefSeq and is a predicted model, not a curated record. The transcript has 2 exons. Bases 277 to 1662 code for a protein of 461 amino acids.